CUGCCUCCCGAGUGCUGGGAUUAAAGGCAUGUGCCACCACUUUUAAAAUUUUAACGUGGGCUUUGGAGUUUGAACUCGGGUCAUUAUUCUUGCACGGUAAGCACUUUACAGACAGCAUUAUGCUGUGUAGGCCACACAUUGUAGUCCUCAUAAUCUCCAUUUUCUUGCCUCAGCCCUCCCUUCCAGCAUCCCAAGGUCUGAAACUGCAGGCACAGGCCACACAGGCCUCUUAACUUUUAAAUAGCUGUCUAUUGCAAAGAGCAAUUGGUCACCCUGUUUGCCAACACACGGUCUGAGUCAGGAAUUAAACUGGGCCAUACUAGGCGUGGAUAGAUGGCUAGUCAUGGGGGACUCAUUACAGAAUGCAUUCUUCCAUGAGGUGCUUUCUUCCUGCAGCUCAGGACCCUAAAUUCUAAGAUCACCUCAACUGAAGAGCGAUUUCACUUAAGCCCACGGCCAGCUGUCCACUCUGUCCACACAUAAUCUUGUAAAUUCUUUGGGAAAAUCGGGUGUGAGGACUCUGCCCUCGUACAACCUACUGAGGCCCUCGGUCCCUUUACUUUUGUAAAAAGCAAGGAGGCUCUGCAUUUGCAGUUCCAUUUCACAGAUGAGGAAACGGAGGCUCAAGGAGGCUCUGACAGACGGCGGGAAGCAGGAUAAACUCUUGAGGAACUCACCCAUAGGUCGGCAUAGACACAUCCGUGGGUCGGGUUGUCAGGGUGGCGGGGGAAAGCGGCGGGUAAAUAUUUGGGACGGUAACCCGGGCUCUGGCGACACAAGUCGUCACUGCGGUUCUAGGCCGGCGGGCGCGUGGCGAGGGCGGUGCCGGAGUAGGGGAUGGGGGGGGGGGGGGCCAGGGACGUCCCCUAGGUCGUCUGGGACAGACUCGGCGGCCCCGCCUCGCCCCGCCCCCGCCCGUGGCUAUAAGACGGUGUAGCCGGCGGGUGGCGGCGCAAGCGAGGAGCGAGCGCUCGGCCGGGCCACCCGAGCGGACUGCAGUGCAAGGCGGCCGCCACCAGGGCCAGCACCUCGUAGCAUCUCUGCCACGCGUGUAGGCGAACGACCUCUCCAUGAAGCCGCCCUCGAUUCAGGGCAGCCCUGCGGCGGCUUCGGCAGCAGCCCCGGCAAUGGACUCAGCGGCCGCUGCAGACCUGACGGACGUGCUGUGCGAGUUCGACGCUGUGCUGGCGGACUUCGCAUCGCCCUUCCAUGCCCGCCACUUCCACUAUGAGGAGCACCUGGAGCGCAUGAAGAGGCGCAGCAGCGCCAGCGUCAGUGACAGCAGCGGCUUCAGCGACUCGGAGAGUGCAGACUCGCUGUACAGGGACAGCUUCAGCUUCAGCGAUGAGAAACUGAAUUCUCCCACGGACUCCACUCCAGCUCGGCUGACUUCCACCGUAGCUCCUCGGAAAGCCAAAUUAGGUGACACGAAAGAGCUCGAAGACUUCAUCGCUGAUCUUGACAGGACAUUAGCAAGUAUGUGAAGCAAGGAGUCCAGGGUCCUGAGGCCACAAGAGUGAGACUCCUGAAGGCUCCAAGCACCCGGCAAAAUCAGCUACUAGAGUCGGCUGCAGGAAGGGACGGAGCUGAGGCUCACACGCCAUCAGACCGUUCUUGGCUCACCCUAACAUUUGCCGUCCAGCCCAUCUCUGGGCAACUCAGACAGUGAAACUGACUUUGUUUACUUGCCUGUGGCAUGUUUCAGCAGAUGAUCUGUCUAAUGUGUUUUUACUCCUUAAACAUAACUCUUCUAUAAUUUAAAAUGCGUUUAUGGAAAUAUUUGUAAUUACUUAUGUAUAGUUGGAGACAAUAAUAAGCUUUUCCCAUUAUAAUAUAUUUUUGUAUACAAAUAAAGUUUAAGCUGGAUUCUGUA
This is a messenger RNA of Arvicola amphibius (Eurasian water vole), 1873 nucleotides long. It is a transcript of the gene Rgcc, whose product is annotated as regulator of cell cycle. Gene Ontology annotation, biological process: regulation of cell cycle. Gene Ontology annotation, molecular function: protein kinase binding; protein kinase activator activity. Lineage: Eukaryota; Metazoa; Chordata; Mammalia; Rodentia; Cricetidae. Gene Ontology annotation, cellular component: cytoplasm. The transcript has 5 exons. The coding region runs from base 1071 to 1484 and encodes 137 amino acids. The record is from RefSeq and is a predicted model, not a curated record.